This is a messenger RNA of Leishmania major strain Friedlin, 3234 nucleotides long. RefSeq lists its product as hypothetical. The record is from RefSeq and is a predicted model, not a curated record. The transcript has a single exon. Lineage: Eukaryota; Euglenozoa; Kinetoplastea; Trypanosomatida; Trypanosomatidae. The coding region runs from base 1 to 3234 and encodes 1077 amino acids.
AUGUAUAAAUCACCCGCAACAACCAACCAACGCGGCCGGUGUUUCCCAGGCAAGCCGCGACACAAGCCGAAGCCAGGAGAGCAGGAGACUAGCGCGAGCGAAAAGGAGAGCGCUCGGCCGGCGCUGACAUCCUCGACACCGAGUGUGGGCACUCGCAGCAGCGGCGGUGGUCAUGGUGAAUCUCUCACCGCACCAUUCUCCUCGACACCGUCAACGUCUGGCGAAACUGGACAGACGCACACGCGCCGAUCGUUGAGUAACAACAGCAUUCAGAGCGGUGGCGGAUUCGGCUACCUGCGCGCGACCACAGCAACCCCAGAGCUGGCGCCGUCUCCUGCAAGCACAAACACGGGACUGGGUAGCAGCGCAGACACGUUCUCUCGAGCACCCGCACCAACGUCGUCGCCGAAAGAGUUGCACAAAGACACCAAAGCAUGGCCACCGGAGCAGCAGCCGCUAACGAAAACCUCGCCUCCGUCCUUCCCGAACCCCAGCACACCGGCGGAAUCGUCGCUGGCGAGGCUGCGGGCUUUAGCGGGGCUGACGCCGCUGCGCGUGUCCUCGCAUGAUCCUCCGACGUUGUCGUCAAGCCUAUACCGCAACGAGGAGUCGCCUCUUCGUCAUUCGUGCGACGCCCGAUCCGAGCUUGGUAGCAGUGGCCCGUCAUCGGCGUCAUCGUCGCGCGUGUCGUCGCCGUACACUCCUGAUCUCGUACGGCGGCUGUCCUUCCUAAACUGCACGUCCGCGCAGACCACGCUGGCUCUGCUGCAGAGGGACCGACUGAAGCGCUCCCGCAGUGGUGCGCGAAAACCGUCGUCACCGCCCAUCGCUCCAUCGUACCAUAACGAAGAAGAAGAGAAGGCUGGGCAGCAGUCCAAAAGGCCGCCAGCGGUGCAGACUGUUAACGGCACGGCGAACUCCGCUGGUCGCAACCCCUUCCUCACCCCGUUGUUGGGACUGGCCGACCUACGCGCCUCAGCGUCGACACUAUAUCGCAACGAGGAGGACACUGACGGCGGUCAUCGUCUUGGCACGGAGAGCAGCUCGGCGCGGUCGACUAAGUUGCUGCUGAGUCGCCUACGCGUCUCCAGCCCGUGCCCAACCUCAGCUGCUGAGUGCGGUAGCAGUUCGCAUCCUUACAUCGCAUCCAAGGACGGCGUGGCUGGCGGUGGGUCUGUCGUCGGUGGGGCACCGGUGCCUCACAAGCUACCAACAGGAUCACCGUGGAAGUCAGCCGCGACGCUCGUUUCGCCCAGGCCGCUCGCGGAGGCAUCUCCCUCGCCAGGGACAGGUGUGCCUCAGGCAUUCCCCAUCUCGUCACGGCUCGCGCAGCUGCGCGAACGAGCAUCGACGUCGCCGACAUCGCUGCCUCCCACUGCGACAGUGGGGGCCUCUGUGGCGUCGUGGACGGGGUUGGCACAGGCGCCGCUGCAGCAGCCGCAUUCUCUCGUGAACCUUUCCCGUCUGCGUCGGCUUGCCAACCUCCAGCAACCGCAUCCACAACUGUUGGCGCAGCGGUCGGGUAUAACACUGAGUGAGGACCGCGAAAGCGGGCCAAGCACGCCGCCAGAAGUGGCCCUGAAAGCUGCGCUGGAGCGUACACGGCAGCACCGCGUGCUGGCGGAGGCCACCGCCGCACGCGAUGAUGCCACCCCAACGCCACCUGCAGCGAUCGACAGCGACGAGCCCUACUUGGAUCCAGUCGAAGCGCAGGAGCGGGCCGCGCGCCGCCACAAGUCAGAAAACAUAUUGCCGUCACACGAGAGCGGUGCGAAGCAGGACUGCAACCACGCAGCCGCCAAAGUGAGCGUGCGCCGCGCGUCACCGCGAAAAGGUGCGGUGUCCACGACAGCGAAGAAGGAGAGUGCGGCGGCGGCUGUGGUGCUCAAGGGUCACCUGGGAAAGGGCACCCGCGGCAACACCUGCCACGCGAGCAUCGUGAUGCCCUCCACGGCAGCGAAGGACAAGAUCGGCACGACCGCGGUCGAAGGUGCCGUGAAGUGUGCAAGCAGCCCAGUGCGGGCGAAGCAGCUGAUGAACAAGUUGCGCAGCCUGGCCGCCCCGGUGCCAGUCGGCGAGACAGCAGGCGAGAAGAACCCGAAGGCUGUACCGAACCCGUUUCUCGGGAGCGCCGUAGCACCGCCAGUGCACUCCCUGCGCGAGUGCCUAUCGCAGCAGCCAUCACCUUUGGCGCCUAACAAGGCAGACAAGGCGCCCUUGAAGAGAAGCGUGUCGUCGUUACCACCGUCCUGGUCGACCUCCUCGCCGUUCGCUGCGCUGGCCUCGCCGUCGCUUCACGCGGCGCUGACGCAAGCCUCGGCGGCACUGCUCAAAGAGCGCGGUACCGCUGGCAGUACCAAGGGCGCGGAUGGUGUCAGCGAUGACGAGGAGCAUCCGAGUGCGCCCUCCUCCCCCUCCUUCGCCUCUGUAUCCCCGCACUAUUCCUACCCGUCCAUGAUGACUCGCAGCGCCACUGCGGCGGCAGCUGCCGCGGUAGCCGCAGCGGUCAAGACGACACCGGCAACGACCGCGAUAACCACCACCAGCAUUGCUGGCGCGACUCGUGUAUCCUCAAAGACGAACACGCGUACCGCCACCGCCCGCAGCUGCAAGAGCAGCACUGACAUGCGGUGUUUUGUCUUCGACACCUCCUCUCUCCUCGACUCCGAGCCGGGCGUGAUGAACUUGAUCUUGGAGACGUCGUUCAUUGGCAUCCCCUUCACUGUGCUCGACGAGCUGGAUCGCAUGCACAAGGACCGUGGCGGCAGUGCCAAGGGCGACCACGUCGCCACCACAUCCACUGCCGGUGUGAACAGCACCCACGAUCGCGAGUGGCGCCGACAACGGGCUCAUGAGCUGCGCAACUGGAUUGCGGCGUGCUUGAACAAGGAGGCACAGAGCCGCCUAUGGCUGCAGAAACGGACGGAGAUUGUCCGGGAAUACGACAGGCAUGCCACGACCAAUGAUGACCGCAUUCUCGGCUACGCCGUCUACCUCAGUCAGCACGAGGCCGCGAAGGUGCUCUUCGUUACCGAGGACAAGUUCCUGCGCAUCAAGGCGAGCUCGGAGCUGGGAAAGGCGUACGCGUACAGCGAGGUGCGCAAGCUGGUUGGCAUGCCGCCACUCCCGACAGCGUCGUCGAUGGCAUCGCAAGGGAGGAGUGGCAAGAAGGAGAAGACAGCAGCACUAGAGAGGCAGGAAGGGCGGUUGGAAAUCUCGUACGGGGACAGGUGA